Entrophospora candida is the source of this 834-nucleotide messenger RNA. NCBI's taxonomy places the organism in Eukaryota, Fungi, Glomeromycota, Glomeromycetes, Entrophosporales, Entrophosporaceae. The record is from the annotation of a GenBank genome assembly.
AUGAAAGAAAUAUAUGAUCGAGUGGGUGGUGUACCGAGAUAUGUUUUGCAAGUUGCUGAAAUGAUGUCUAAAAAGAUUGCUAAAAAGGAUAAUUCUGUGGAAAGUCAUUCAGUUGUUAUAGAAUGUAUUUUUCGACAUAUUGAACAAGCUAUUAAUGAACUUCAAGAGCCGAUAAAGUUUCUACAAUAUGAAACCUACAGAAAAGCUCGACACAGAUGGGCUUCAAAUUAUAUUCUAGAUAAAAUCAGAAAAAAAUCAAAUGAGGAACUUCGGCGUGAUCUGGUAGUUGGCCUUGCAAAGCGGGAUAUUUGGGAUGAGUCUAAAGGUAUCAUGUUUGAAACAUACUGUUCUCUACUCCUUCAAACAGGUGGUGUUACUCUUCAAACUAGGGAACUGAAAGAAAAUAAGAGUGACAAUGCACGAAAAGAAGAUUUGAGUCUUCCACUAAAACCAGAAACCGGUUAUAUACAAGUUCCAGAAAAUCUAAGCAAUUUUAAUUAUGAUGAAGAGAGAUUGAUUAUACCAACAAUUUCUAGCUUUUCUGUUGCUGAUUACUUCAUUAUACCUGAUAAAAUAUUUCAAGUUACUCUGAGCCAAAAUCAUCGUCCAUUACAUAAUGAAAUGAUCAAAAUUGUUAAAAAUACACCAGCAUACAAAAAGGAUCCUAAAAUGCCUAUUCGAUUCUACUUUAUGGUACCACCGGAUAAAUAUGAAACUUAUACCUACCAAAAACCUCAAGUUGUCAAGAAAAACAAAGGAACUGAUAUUGAGAACACACAUGAUGUUUCCAAUCAGUCCACUAUCUUAAAAUAUGUGGAGCAAUGGGCUUUGAAG